Molecule: messenger RNA, 510 nt
Organism: Lodderomyces pseudojiufengensis
Lineage: Eukaryota; Fungi; Ascomycota; Pichiomycetes; Serinales; Debaryomycetaceae
Exons: 1
Coding region: 1-510 (169 amino acids)
Biological process (GO): mitochondrial electron transport, NADH to ubiquinone
Source: RefSeq, a predicted model, not a curated record
AUGAUCAGGAUAAAUUCUAGAAAUACAAUUAAAUCAUUAAGAUUCAUACGUUAUAAUUCAUCAAGUACAACUCCGUCACAACAAACAACAGCAUCAAUUUCAAAAGCAUCAAUAGCAAGACCAGAAGCUAUACAUUUAAAUAAAAAAGAUUUACAAAAUAAUGAAUUUGCACAACAAGCUCCAAAUAGAGAUGUGACAUGGUCACAAAGUCAAGAACCAAGAAUUGAUGUAAUAUCAAAAUUUCCUUAUAGAUUUACCCAAAGAGAUUUAGCUGAACAACCAAGACCUUAUGCAGCUAUUGAUUUAAUUGCUAAAGAACCAAUAAGGUAUUUAACACACGAAGAAGGUAAUAUUGCUGUAUGUGAUGGAAAUAAAGGAGAUACAUUACAAGGUCAUCCAAAAGUAUUUAUAAAUUUAGAUAAACCAAAAGCUUCAACUUGUGGAUAUUGUGGAUUAAGAUAUGCUAAAGAAGAAUUUAAGGAAAUAAUUGAAGCUGGUGAAGCUAAAUAG